This is a messenger RNA of Ooceraea biroi (clonal raider ant), 6422 nucleotides long. RefSeq lists its product as uncharacterized. Lineage: Eukaryota; Metazoa; Arthropoda; Insecta; Hymenoptera; Formicidae. The record is from RefSeq and is a predicted model, not a curated record.
CUGCCUCCCAGCCGGCCACCCCGCUCGCACCGCUCUCUCGUCGGCUCCCCGUCGGCACCCCGCUUCGCCCUCGUCGCCCACAGCCACCUCCCCUCCUUCCCCCUAUCGCCCUCCCUCGACGCCGUUCCGGCUCCAUCCCUCUUUCUCUCUUUUCGGUCUCUCUUCCACUCGAGGCUUCUCUCCCUCUCCGUCCCUAGCGCAGCGGCGUUUCUUCGCGUCCCACUCUGUCCCGCCGAGGCCUCUCCUCGCCCUCUUCCUCUGACAGUCGAGUUACACUCGGCGAACGCACGAGCACCGACUAUCGCCCUCUCCGUUCCCCGUCUCCGUCGGCUCGUUCUCCGUCCCGCAUUCAACACCCCCCCCCCUACACCUCCCCCCACCGCAUUCUCGCUCCGUCUCCUUUCGUCUGUCCCGUCUGUCCCUCUCACACCGACGUAUUUAGCCUCCCGCCCAACCCUCCUCCGCGCCACUCCACCACGCUCCCUCCACGUUCCGCUCGCGACUCGGCUGUCCUCGUCUCGCUGCGGCCGCCAGCCAUCCUCUCUCUCCGUCUCUGAUUCCUCUCUCUCUCUUUCACCAUCCGACCGUCCCGCUUCUCCCUCUCGCUCGCGAGUAACGCCGGUGUGUACUCCCGCUGUCACCUGAUCGCGGGACGCUUUUCGCGGGUGAGAUACCGCUCGGCCACCGAGUCAACCCAGUCUGCCGGCGCUCGCUCUUGCUCCGGUUCUUCCUUCUCAUUCUCUUUCUUUCUCUCUCUCUUUCUCUCUCUCUCCCACACACACGUAUACUCACACAAUUUCUGUCUGUCUGUCCUCGUUCCGUCUCUCUCGCACGUUCUGCCUUCUACUCCUCCUCCUCCUUCACCCUCCCUUCCCACCCCCGCGCCGCCUUCCACUCUUUACUCUUCCACCGCCGCUCUUCCUCCUGCUCGUCGCCGUCAUCGUCGUUGUCGUUGUCGUCGUUGUUGUCGUCGUCGGCCUCAUCGUGGUCUUCCUAUACUCGCCUCGUUGCCGCGCGACGUCAACAUCGUCGGGCUGGUGGCCACCCGAAGGAAGCAGAGAGGCGAGAAAAAAGGAAAGCGAGCUUCAGAAGCGACUGCCGCUGCCGCCGCCACCGCCACCGCUGCCGCCGCCGCUCAUCCGCGCUCGACCGGGUUGCGGACGAUCUCUCGCCUCUUCCUCCUUUCACGGAUCUUCGCCGGCACCACGUCGCAGCCGCCCGGAGAGAGAGGGAGGUGACACUUUCGGACGGACACGCGGCACGGAUCAUCUCGGCGGCGCAUCUCGGCGAGCGCGCGCGACGACACGAGGAGGAAGCCCAGCCACGCUCCGUCGCGGAUCGGUGACGGACACGGUGCCGCCGAGAUUUCGUUCCCUUUUUUUCCCUCUCUUUUCCCGAACCCCAGCUGGGCCCUUUGUCCCGACGAGAGACCUCGUGGGCUGAGUGGGUUCGCGCCGGUCCGGCCAGUGGAUAAGCGACAGUGCGUGUGAUCACGGUGUGACAGUGCUGAGGACGACGGAUCUCGAACGCAGCAUCACCGUCGUCGUCGUCAUCAUCAUCGCCGAUACCAUCGUCGUCACCGAAAGAACAUUUUUCGACGCUUCCUCGAUGAGAUACGAGGUACGACGUUAACUGUGAACGAUUCAUCGAGGCCUCGCAACGCACAUUACAGUGUACGAGUGAUCGUGCAUGAUCCGCAUAGUGUGAGCUUGGUGUGCUUGCAGUGUUCAAGUGUGCCGAUGUGCCGGGCGCGGGAUAACGGUGAACGGAACGCUACUCGCGACACGUAGAUACGCGCGCACGGCGAUAUGGCGAGCGCGACGAUGAUGGGUUUGCGUCGCAGAGCGCCAGUGAACAGCUCGCCGACACCCUCGAGCCAAUCGCCAUCCACGACGGCAGCCGCAUCGUCGUCGAGCAAACGCUCCAGGAGCGAGAACAACAACAGCCCGUCUCACGGCAAUUUGAACUCGAUGAACGGCACCCGGGACGAGCCGCCGACAAAGAAGUCCCGCGGGACGUCGACGAGCGCCGCGAAGGCCGGCUCCGCUUGUCCCAGUUCCUCCUCGGCCACCUGCUCUGCGUCCUCCUUGGCAUCCUCCUCGACGACCACGAGCACCUCGACGAGCGACGGCCAGAGCUCGAAGAGCCGCGGGACUUCCGUCUCGAGAUCGGCCACUCAGACGAAAUCGUCGUCCACUUCGACGGCCGCCAGCUCCUCGACAAGCGAUAUAUCGAACGGCACGGCCGUGCUCUCGACCAGCUGGCCGACCAACGCGUCGAACCUGCCCUCGGACGUUCCUUCGUACGCUUCCGUGACCGGACUCGGUUUGACGGCCGGACAAACGGCCGGCCUGUGCGCCGGAAGUCUCGGCAUGCCGCCCACACCGAUUCCGCCAUAUAUGUCGACCUCGAUGGCGACCUUCGUCGGGAACGCCACGAACCUUGGCAAGAGCUCGUCCGUCUCGUAUCUCGACAUUUCCAACAUGACGAGUGGUUCCCUGGCGGCUUCCGGUGCCGCGGCCACGCUGAGCGGAUACGCGGCGAAUGGUGCCGCGGACGCGAAGACCGGAAUGGCAAUGUCUUAUACAGCGAUGUCGUCGCCGAGCGUGAACGGUGGCACGUACGGCACGCAAAAAGGACAAGGCUCGAACGGGACUGACGGUCCAGCCGCCGCCGCCGCGUCUCCAAGGAAGUUCCAGAACGACACCAUGUUCAACACGUAUCAGCCGUGGGUGAUCAAGACUUAUGGCGAUUUAGCUAAGACAAAGACGAUCACCAUCAAGAAGUACGCGCGCAUCCUGAGGACGCUGCGGGGCGAGGAGGUGAACAGCGCGGAGAACAGCAAGUUCCGGUUCUGGGUCAAGAGCAAGGGUUUCCACAUCGGUCAGCCGGAAGGCUACGACGCGAAACCGGCCGACAGGAUUAUCGGACGUCACGCCGUCACGAGCCCGGGAUUGGACCCGCCGCUCUACGUGCCCACGCAGCUGCCGCACAACAAGUUAAAUGGUGCCGAGGGUACGGUUCCUGGAAGAGUGUACAAGAAAGUCGCGAUCGUGGAGAACUUUUUCGACAUCAUCCAUGCCGUUCACGUUGAUCUCGAAGGACGUCCUGGGAAACAUGCCGGUCAGAAACGUACCUACAGAACGAUCACAGAAACGUACGCGUUUCUACCUCGGGAAGCGGUGACGCGAUUUCUGCUAGGCUGCACGGAAUGCCAACGGCGUCCGCGGACCCCGAGCCCGACGAAUUUGUCGAAUCAGUCGCAUUCGACGGCAUCGACGACGACGCUGGCAUCGACGCCGACCCCGCUGAACUCCAGUCCCAAUGGCACCGCCCUCACAACCUCGACAGUGCAGAGCAGCCCUAAGCUGCGCGACAGCAACCAUCACGCAUCGUCGGAGGGUAAGAACCUGCACAGCUACAGGCACCAGAAGCAGCACAAGAACAGCAGCGUCGUCGUGGACAAGCCCGACAAGGACAAGGACGAGAAGUACAACCCGCUGAGCAUCACGAACCUGCUGAAGAAGGAGCCGGUGAACGGCGGUUUUCUUCCGAGCUCGGAUGCGCUGCCGGAAUCGAGGCGGACGCCGGAGUCGGACCGGGCGAGCUCGAAGAGCUCGGCGUCAUCAAAGAGGAAGCGGAUGCUGCCGGAGGGUCGGACACCCUCGCCGCAGCCCAGCCAGCCGUUGCCAAGGCCCUGGAGUCCCGGGCUCGAUCCCAAGAACACGCCCAUCGACUACAGUCUCCCCAUCACCACCUCGUACUUGAAGCACCAACAGAGGCUACUCCAGGCGGAGAAGAGCAAGGCCGCCGCUGCUGCCGCGGCGGCCGCCAACACUCUGAGGGAACCAGAAGCAACCGAGUCAAAGGUCGUCGCAGCCAUUGCGACGCCGCUCGUCGAGGAGACCGAGAGCGCCGAGAGAGAGAGGUACUCGCCGGCCACCGGUCUCAUCGACACGAACCUUAAUCUACUAGCGACCAUUCAGCAGCUACACUGCCAAGUGAUGUUGGCACUCACCGAGCGACUGAGACCGUCGAUGGUGGUGCCGACACCGUUGGUUUUGCCGACCGCGACGCCGACCAACGUCCUGGCUGGACCGCUGAUGAUGGGCACGGAAGUGUCGGUCCAGACCGGGGAGAAUCAUUCGUGAGCGGAUUGGCGCGAACGAGAGAACGGAUUGGUUCAGUAACUUCUCGGACACUUGGUGGGUGAAAGGUACUGCGUUACGAUCGCGAUCGAUGCGCGGAUAUUCCUGGUAUCUCUGGAAUUAUAUCGACGAUGCCACUAGUUGUCUGGACAUUUCGCGUACGCUGCAUCGUGAUUCCAGAUGCUCCCGCUAAGCAGAUUAAUCGAAGUCGGGUUUUCCCGAAAGGUCGUUGAAGUACGACCGACCUAUUUGCGUUUCCGACAUGGUCGCACGGCAACGAGAGAGUCGCCUAUAACAAAACGUCGAUCGCGGUCGCUCCUCAUAUUUAAUUCGUCCCUAAAUACCGUAUCCGAUUGACGCGCGUUCGCGAACCGCGACGGGAAGACUCGUCCCGUCUUUCUCGCCGGCAGGAACCGAGAGGAACGACGGAUAGAUGCAAUUACAUAUUGAACCGGACGGGAUCGAUUACCGCUCGUGUCACACAUUUCAUCCGAUCGGUUGCUGGCCGUUUGCUCGCUCGCGCCCCGACGUCGCUCGGUGCUCGAUAUAGACGGCGGGCCGAGCGAGCGGAAUAAUUCCCGAGUCUGUCGAAAUACGGGUCGAUGUGUCAGGGAUUCGCGCGGCGCUUUCCACGUCCGAUAUUUAGGGAUCCGUUCCGCGGAGAGCGGAUCCGGCCGGACCCGGCGUCGAUCGAUCCAUCGAAACGGAGCAAAAGCGACAGUCCGUGCGGCGACACCGCGAUGGUCCUGAAUAUUCAACGAGUCGACGAGGUAGAGAGACAGAGACGAAAGAAGAGACGAAGACAGAGAGAGAGAGAGGGAGUAAAAAAAGGGACCCGUAUUCUCGUUUUCGAGUGUCGCCCGCGGAUUCGGUAACGUUCGACGUCGUUAUCGAUGAAUUGUCUUUCAUGUUUUAAGACGCCCAUUCGACAAUUUCCUCAGAUUCGACGAAUUUCACAUUCGGCGGAUGAUGCUUCAAAUAAACGACAGGUCUUCUUAAUUCAACGCUCGUUUUCUCUUUAUCGAGAGAAUAUUUAGAUAUUAUAAAAGAUUCCGUCUUGGAGACGAAUGCGCGAGUCAAACUUUAGCGCGAUAAAUGAGUAAUGCUACAUUAUUUAUCAAUUGUUCGAUUUCAAAAUUUUACCGUUUCCAUUUUAGCAGAUUCUUGUUAACAUAUCUGGCAUCAACGUCGAAAAUUGGAAAGAUGAACAUUUUCUGCAAGGAGCAUGGUUGUCGGGAGACCGACAAACGCGUCUCUGUGCGCGGCAAGCGAUGUAAUAGCCUCGCAAUCUCGGAUGGUCCGUGGAUUAAUGUCGAUUAAGCGCGAUCAGGUAACAUCUCAUUGACGAGAAAAGGGCCGGUUCGAUCUAGCCGGCAUUCCGCUUCUAAUCGUAAUAAUAUUAUCGCAUGUAAUUACACACAACGAGGAUAUCGCGGCGCAUGAACGCGCGACUCUUCCUAUUUUAUUUAUCCCGUCUCGUUGUGUUUCGCGGAACCGGUCGAUCCGGUAUUAUCUGCGCGCCGGCAACUUCCCUCUCGUUACAUUGUCUUAAUUAUCGUAUUAUUGGCGCGAUCGGUAAUUGAACACGUUAUUUCUGAAGAAGGAAACUGAAAUAGAGAGAGAGAGAGAGAGAGGGAGUCUCUAUCGUAUCUCGGUCUAGAAUUAAGUGUAACAUCUUUCCAUUUUCCGUGUAAGUUACUUUUCUUUUCUGCUCGCCGAGAUGAUCAUCGUUCUUAGAAUUUAUUUCAUUUCAUUUAAUUAGUUGUGGUUUUAAUUUCGCGAAUUAUUCACUUAAUUGAAAAAGUUCAGUGCGAGCUGGGAAGAUGUCAGAUUUUUCGUACGUGGAAAUGAUUUGAGGGCGACUGGAUUUAGUCUCGUUCUGUGUGAAAUAAUUUCUUCAUUUAGCAAAACCGCCGUCGGACGCUCGAUGCCGACUAUAUACCAAAGGCAGUAACACUAUGAGCUCUCACUUCGCGAGAGCAGUUCGCGUCUCUGUAAGCGCAACGGCAGAGUGAUCGGUAAGGCGAAUCGAUCGCAAUUGUAAGUCGAUUGUUUCCCGCAUCGUGAGAUCUCGGCGACGGUCCUCGGGCGGCGAAACCCGUUUCGUAUCUGAUUGUGUACGUAGCCUAGCCUCGUGUACGAUAUUACUCGAAGUAGUUCGUCUUUCGUGUACGAUCUAGCGCGUUAGCUAGACAAGAACAAGAAAAAAAACAAAGCAGAAAAUACGCCGGUAAUGCAAUAGUCCUUAAGGUGUGUGUGCUUGCAUAAAAAAAA